GCCCGAUUGAGCUCGGAUUUAGUAGACAAGCCGCUUGUUUUCUAGCGGUGUUUAAUAACUCGAGCUACUGUCCAACGGCGGAGGCGCUGCCAAAAGCGAAACGACACAACGUUAGCCAUCAACGUCAGCAGUAUUCAUAAAUGAAUUACAGCGUAUUAUUAGCGAGUCAAGGCUAACGGUAAACUUGGCUAGCAGUGUGGAGAUGAGUCACUUAUUGUAGACUAUGAGUGUGGGUGAUGGAGGACAAUCAAUGUGGGGAUGUGGACUACCUGAUCCAAGAUGAGGACACCCUCAUUGAAGGCGUCAGCAACCAGGUCUUAUUUGUUGUGGUGCUCAGUGUCACCUUCCUCGCAGGCCUCCUCACUCUGCUCUGCAGACAAGAGCAGCAGAACAUUCAUCCUGAGAAUCAGGAGCACGUUCGAGCCGUCCGACAACAACUGCAAACAGAGCAGGAUGAAAAUCCUCAGGCAGAGGCCCGGCAGCAGUAUUACACCGACAUGUCUUGUCCUGUGUGUUUACAGCAAGCUGUUCUUCCUGUGGAAACAAACUGUGGACACCUUUUCUGUGGCUCCUGCAUUAUAGCAUACUGGAGGUAUGGCACCUGGCUGGGUGCUAUUAACUGUCCCAUCUGCAGACAAAUGGUGACAUUGCUAUUCCCGCUAUUUCAUGAGCACGCCACUCCUCAGAGGGUCCAGGAUGGCGAGGCAGAGCCUCAGCUUAUAUUACGAGACAUCAACGAUUACAACCGCAGGUUCUCAGGCCAGCCAAGAUCUUAUAUGGACAGGCUGCGAGAUGUGCCCACCCUGCUUCGUCAUGCCUUUAGGGAGAUGUUUUCUGUGGGUGGCCUCUUCUGGAUGUUCAGGAUUCGAAUUCUUCUCUGCCUAGUCGGCGCAAUCACCUACCUGGCGUCGCCACUCGACAUCCUCCCUGAGGCACUUUUUGGUCUCCUGGGAUUCAUGGAUGAUUUCUUUGUAAUCCUGCUUCUCUUUGUUUACAUCUCUAUCAUGUACAGGGAGGUGGUCACGCAGAGACUGAACGGUUAGGUGAUCACUCAUGAAAAAGGCCUCAGCAGCUGAGGUGGACAUGUAAAGACAGAAUACUUGUUCAAAGGACAGUUCAUUAACAAUGCCGGUUCUCUCAGAAGGGCUAACUUUAAAGCCUGGGCCGUUACAUUAUCACUGGAGAAGAGCUAGCUGAGGACUUAGCUCUGAAUGUUGACUCUGUAUAUACAGUUCAUCAUUAAUGGUUUAUAGGUUGAAUGUGGUCAAACCCAACAACAGUACAACAUAAGGAGAGCUGUGGAGGGAUGUGAUAUACUUUGAAUCAGACACUGCAGUAAGUCAUGGGCAGCCCUAACUGAAUGACUAGCAUAACUUCAAGCCAAUCCUCUGACAACCUUGCCAAAAGCAGUCAUUUUGUUAAUGUGCAUAUCAUCAUAAUUGAGACAGUGUUGUAAUGUAAUGUGAUCUUGAAUGUUCUGUCUUAAUUAUGCAUAUAAAGCUGGCUGCCUGCUGCGGUCAGGUUGUCACCUGCCAGACGAAGGAGCGUUGCAAGACCCAUCUUCCUGUUUGGUCAGUCACACGGAUGAUGCACUUAUUGAAGUAACUGGUGGCUAUGCACAUUUAUAAUGACAUGAAAAACACAGCUUUCAUGCUUUUCGUGAAAAUCACAGAAUCAUUUUACCUGCAACAGUCAAAUCUGAUGAAACCUGCAUGUAUCCAUGUGAAGCGACAAAGCACAAGACAAUGCUUAAUGAUUUCUCGAAUGGCAGAUUUUUAUUUCAGAAAUAAAGUACUCUUGAUCACAAAAAGAA
This is a messenger RNA of Lates calcarifer (barramundi perch), 1813 nucleotides long. It is a transcript of the gene rnf170, whose product is annotated as ring finger protein 170. Gene Ontology annotation, molecular function: ubiquitin protein ligase activity. The record is from RefSeq and is a predicted model, not a curated record. The coding region runs from base 237 to 1043 and encodes 268 amino acids. NCBI's taxonomy places the organism in Eukaryota, Metazoa, Chordata, Actinopteri, Centropomidae. The transcript is spliced from 7 exons.